Messenger RNA from Penicillium maclennaniae, 249 nucleotides. RefSeq lists its product as uncharacterized. Bases 1 to 249 code for a protein of 82 amino acids. The record is from RefSeq and is a predicted model, not a curated record. The transcript has a single exon. NCBI's taxonomy places the organism in Eukaryota, Fungi, Ascomycota, Eurotiomycetes, Eurotiales, Aspergillaceae.
AUGAUCCACUAUGGCUUCCUCGACGAUCACCGCACUGAGAAUAUUAUCGGUGAGCCCAUGUCUACGAAUGACAAGGCUCUCACUUACGACUACACCUUCGAUCUGCACCAGGACCAGGUGAUCGAUUUGUCCCACAAGCGCGCCAGUCUGGUAAAGUGUACUCGCGAGCGCUUCUUUCAGAUCUGUCCGUUUAACCAGGGUAGCCCGCAUAUCGCCGGUACCGGGCUGGCUUUUAAGCCACGCCUGUAG